AUGUCAAACAGCAGCAAGGACAGCAGCGACCCUAACAUGUUAGUGUCUGUGAACCCAGCGUACCAACUGAAGGAGGUGGAGUUUUCAUUGCGGAAGGUUGGGUGUAAAGCUAUAGUGUGCCCUACGCAGUUCAGGACUCAGAAGUACUGUGACAUGCUGACACAGAUAUGUCCAGAGAUCGAGUCGUCCACCCCAGGAGACAUCCGGAGUGCCAGACUCCCAGAUCUUCGAUCUGUGAUUACUCUGGGUAAUCGACAGCCAGGAAUGUUCCACCUUGAGGAUGUGAUGCAGGCAGGCAGCAGCCAGUACAUGCAGCAGCUUCAGGAUCUGCAGAAGAAGCUGUCCUGUGACGACCCCAUAAACAUCCAGUUCACUUCGGGCACAACUGGGGCUCCAAAGGGUGCCACCUUGUCUCAUCACAGCAUCAUCAACAAUGCCCAGUUUGUUGGCAAUAGAUUGGGAUACAACUGGAGGCCUCACAUUCGUGUCUGUCUGCCCGUGCCUCUCUACCACUGCUUCGGUUCUGUGGGUGGUGGGCUGUGCAUGGCCUUACAUGGAGUCUCCCUGGUCUUUCCCUCUGCUGGGUAUGAUGGAAAGGCCAAUUUAGCAGCUAUGGAGAGUGAAAGGUGCACAGUCAUCUACGGCACCCCCACCAUGUAUGUUGAUAUGGUUAACCACCCGGACUUGGCUAAACAUGACUUGUCAUCAGUUGAGACAGGCAUCAUGGCUGGUGCACCUUGUCCUCCAGAACUUGUAAAGAAGGUCAUUUAUGUGAUGGGCAUCAAGGAAAUAACAAUUGGAUACGGCACCACAGAGAACAGCCCCGUGACGUUCUUCUCCUCCCCGACAGACAACCUGGAGAGGAAGUGUGAGACCACCGGCUACAUCAUAGACCACUUGGAGGCUAAAAUCGUGAACCCUACAACAGGAGAAGUGGUGCCUCUGGGGAUGACGGGGGAGAUAAUGAUCAGAGGCCACUGUGUGAUGAAGGGGUACUGGGGGGACAAAGACAAAACCGAGGAGUGCAUCACUAAAGACAGAUUUUACAAAACUGGAGACAUUGGCAGCAUGGAUGCGUACAGCUACUUGAAAAUCGAGGGCAGGAUUAAAGACCUGAUCAUCAGAGGAGGAGAGAACAUUUACCCGGCGGAGAUCGAACAGUUCCUGCACACACACUCUAAAGUCAAGGAGGCACAGGUGGUUGGAGUGGAGGAUUCCCGUUUGGGUGAAGAAAUCUGCGCCUGUAUCAAACUGGUGGACGGAGAGGUCUGCACUGCAGAAGAAAUCAAAGCUUACUGCAAAGGACAGAUGGCUUACUUCAAGAUUCCUCACUACAUUAUUUUUAUGACCAGCUACCCGAUCACCACUACUGGAAAGAUCCAGAAGAACAAACUGCGAGUGGUGGCUGAGAAGCAGCUUGGACUGAAGGACAAAUGAGGUUCAUGUAGCUCAUGUAUAAAGACAAUUAAAUUACUCUUCAUCGUGCCGCACAAUCACCAAUUACACAUCCAGAACAUCUGAAAACCUCUUGAGAAAUAAUGGCAACUAAGACCUUGAGAAGACCAAAGCCAACAAUUAAUGGAUCUACGAACAUGUAGUGUUACAAAAACACAAUCCAUUGUUGCACUGGAUGAAAUGUUCCUUCAUUACCAGGAAACACACACACACACACACACACACACACACACACACACACACACACACACACACACACACACACACACACACACACACACACACCUACCUAAUUUAUAAGCUUUAGCUUUUAUCUUCACUAGCUAUCGAUGGGUUUGGGUUUGAGGGUCUUGUUGUAGAUGUUGAACGCUUCUGUUCCACAUCCAUUCUUCUUUUUUAUCUUGCAAAAAGCUAUUCAAAUAUUCUUUACAAGCAAUAAACUUUAUAUCGCAUAAGUAAAACCAGGCGUGGUUGUUUCUCUUUUUAAAGGAAGAAGGAAGAUACUUGGAUUGAUCUCUGUUGCAGGUACACUGUCAUACUAUACUCUGACAUGUUUUGGAAAGACUAUUCUAAUGACUUUUCUAGGACAUUUUUGUGUCACAGUAUAGUAUGUCAUACAGAAAUGUACAGUAGUUCAGGAAAACUCAUAAUAUAGAUUGACAGAAAAUUCAUAGAAAAAACAUUUAAAGUAUCGGUCAUAGGUGUUAAAAUGUCAUGAAAAAGUAUGUCAGUCAUAGUAUUUGUAUGUCAAAAAAACAAAGUUGUAGCAUGUAUGCCAUAUAGAAUUAGUAUAAUAUGUCAUA
Messenger RNA from Cottoperca gobio, 2258 nucleotides. It is a transcript of the gene acsf2, whose product is annotated as acyl-CoA synthetase family member 2. The record is from RefSeq and is a predicted model, not a curated record. Gene Ontology annotation, biological process: fatty acid metabolic process. Gene Ontology annotation, molecular function: medium-chain fatty acid-CoA ligase activity. NCBI's taxonomy places the organism in Eukaryota, Metazoa, Chordata, Actinopteri, Perciformes, Bovichtidae. The coding region runs from base 1 to 1437 and encodes 478 amino acids. The transcript has 14 exons.